ACUUUUGAAAUAAGAGUCGGUGGAAAUGCAUCUGAGAUCCAGUCUUAGAAGGGCAUCGUUGGAAGAAACUAGUAUUUGGCCGUCUUAACCAAAGCAAAUACAUACCUAAUACAACAAUUCCAGGAAAACUGUUGUGCUCAUAAUUUCUGAUACAAAAUGGAGAAAACAUGCUGCUGUAGGUCUUGCACAGUGGCGACAGGAACUGCCAUCAUUGCAGUUUUGGAAAUUAUCGGAGGUAUUUUUCAAAUGAUACAAGGGUCGAUAGUUGCAAAUGAGAUGAUCUCUCACCCAGAUCGGAUUCCCGACAAGCACUACCCUUAUUUUAAGGAUCAUACGGCAGUCUAUAUUACGUUUCAAUUCAUUGGCAUAUUCAUGGCACUGGCUUAUACCAUUGUAUCCGGCUUGCUCUUCCAGGGAUACAGGACGAGGAAUGUUCGACUCUGCUUGCCUUGGUUGUACUGGAAUUACAUUUCUCUGGGACUGACCGCCAUUGGAGUCGUCAUACUUUUCUUUGCUCUGGCGUUGAACGGCUACUUCGUUGUUGGACUAAUUAUGGUGCUAAUCUCAAUUGUUGUUUUGGGGAUUGCUGUGUACUUCGUUUUGGUGGUACAACGAUUUGUUGACGACAAUUGAGGAGCUGUCGGGAAGUGCAGCUGGGAGCAGCAAAAAAGGCAUUAUUUUUCCUUCUAAUUUUUUGUGAGUUAUUGGCCACUCCCAAUCGUCGGGUUUGUGGCAUUGUCAUACUCUUGGACUCCGUUAGUCAGUGGUAGAUGAUUUUUAACACCUGGACCUCGGCUGACCUUUAAGUGCGGCAUUGUGAUUUUAACGUCAGCUGGCCUUCCCUGAGUUGCAGAAUAGACUCUUCCUAGUUCUUGUUCCUGCUUACUUCAGUCAGCUCUUAUUUCAUCAGAAAAGAAUCUCGGGGAGCACACACACGCUACAAAGUUUUUUUAUGGUUCCCGUCUCCUCCCACAUCGUUCUCUCGCCUAUUUCCGCAUCCGGUUGGGCAGAAUUUUUCAACAUAUACGCUGCGGGCAAAGCGGUUUAAUUUGCCCUUGAACAAGAGCGCUCUGACCGACGGCGCUAUAUAAAUCUCGAUCCUAUGCAGGUCUAUUGUUCCAGUUUUUAAAUCUCUUUGGUCAAUUAUUAAUUGGUGAAAUUUAUUCAGUAAUUUCAACAACCAUGGCGGAAUGGAAUGGAAUUAUGAACAACAUCAACAUCAACGAAUAGGAAGAUGGAUGGACAAAUUUGUGGAACAUGUCAUCGGGCUAUCGGAAAACGCCAACUCACACUAUCCUGCGCCUUGUGUGAGCAAAAGCAUCAUCUUAUAUGUCAUCAGAAUGUAAAGAGACCAGAAAGGGGGUACACAUAUAAUAAUGUUGUACCAAAUUGGGUUUGCGCUAAUUGUUCUCUACAAAUUAAUGAGGGAUCGUGGAACGGAUUUUCUAAACUCAUCAGCGCUACUGCAGGAGGACUACGUACCCCUUCAACUUCAUACGUCGCAAGCCAACGUUACGAAUCAUUCUUCUCAAGAUUAUGCAUCAAGUGGUAACAACUUAUUUUAUGGUCUAUUGGAUAAGAAAAUAAGGGAAUGCAAAGGUAUUUUAUUUGCACAUGUUAAUAUCAAUAGUAUUAGAAAUAAGUUUGAGGAAGUGUGCAAUUUCCUACAAAAGCACACUAUUGCUGUAUUUGCGAUUACUGAAUCGAACCUAGACGCUGAAAGAGACUUAACGUGUAUGUAUCAAAUUCCUGAGUAUUAUAUGACAAGAUUUGAUAGGGAUGUGAAGAAAGGUAAAAAGUCAGGCGGAGGUUUAAUUAUGUACAUACAUAAUACGUUUAAAUUUGAUAUUUUAGACAUUGACUUUCUAAUACCUGGUAGAACUCAACUAGCUAUUUUGAAAGUUUAUCGUGAUUAUAUGAAGCCCUUACUUUUUACCGCGUUAUAUAAUCCACCUGACACGGAUAAAACGCAAUUUCUGAAAUGUUUUACUGAUCUUAAUGUAUAUUUAUCGAGUUUUAAGUAUGAAAGGAUUAUAGUGGGUGAUUUUAAUCUGAAUUUGAUUAGAAAAGGAGUAUUUGAUAUAAAUACGCAUAAAUUAUUGUUAUUAGCCAAAGAGUUUAAUAUGUACCAGUUAAUUAAAGGACCUACACAUAAUAGUGGAUCGCUCCUUGAUCAUAUGUAUGUGUCAAAUAAGUCAGAUUUCACACAAUCCUUUCACUUACCAUUCGCUGGAUCUGACCAUGAUAUCUGUGUUACUGCGAGAAAGAAACUUAAAAUUAAAGUAUCUCCGAGAAUUGUAACUUGUAGAAAAUUUAGUGAUAUUGAUUGGGACUUAUUCAAUAAGGAUUUACAAAGUUAUAUGGAGAAUGUGAACUGUGAAAAUAUUGAUGUCAAACACCCUGUCAAAACUGAUGUAGAAUUCAAUAAUUUUUCUUUAUAUGUAAUGAAUACGCUUGAUAAGCAUGCUCCAAGUAAAAAUAAGAUAGUGAAGAGCAAGAAUGUUCCAUGGUUCAACUCCGAGAUAUGGAAAUUGGUUAAACAUAGGAAUAGUCUCCUAAAUGUAGCGAGAAAGUCGAAUGAUGAUAAAAAAUGGAAAAUGUAUCGUAAAGCCAGGAAUAAUGUGAGAUAUAAUAUGAAUAAGGCAAAGAGAAUGUAUUUUCUAAACAAAUUUGAGAAUGUUACUGGUACUAAGAGUAUGUGGAAAUGUGUUGAUGAAUUAACUAGCUAUACAAAGAAGGAUUUGCAACCAAUUAACUCUUUAGUUAUAAAUGACGUAUGUACCUAUGACAAAGUGGUGAUGAAUGAUCAUCUUGCUGAAUGUUUUGAAGUGAAUGAUAAUUUUAUUACCAGUAAUGAUGAUGAAAUGAAUGAGAUGAUUGAAAACUAUUGUCAAAACUAUGAUUAUUCAAAAAGUAGUAAUUCUGAUAUUUUGCCGUUGGAAAUUAAGGAUGAUGAGAUUGAAACAUGUAUUUCGAAAAUGAAAAAUAAGCAACCUAGAGAUGUUAAAAUGCCACCCAUCUCUGUUAUUAAAAAAUGUAGGGAAACAUUUAGUGUCUAUUUAUCAAUGUUUUUUAUGUUGUUUAUUAACAAAUGUAUAUUGCCGCAGUCCUUUAAAGCUGCAAAAGUUACGCCUUUAUAUAAAGGAAAAGGAAGUCGAUCGAGCGGUAAAAAUUAUAGACCUAUAUCUAUUCUCCACACUUAUUGUAAGAUCUUUGAGAGGUUUCUAUUCAAUAGAAUAAGUAUCAGAGUUAAAAAUUUGUUAUGUAAAGAGCAGCAUGGGUAUAAGCAGAAUAAGUCAUGCAUUACAGCCUUGAAAGAAUUUACGAAUUAUGUUUAUAGUGAGAUUGACAAGCCUAAAACGAAGGUUGUUGCUGUAAUGAUUGAUUUUUCACAAGCUUUUAAUUCACUUGACAAGAAUGUAUUAAUUAAAAAACUAAUGAAUGAAUUUAAAAUAGAACCAUGGUACAUUUGUGUAAUUAGAGAAAUAUUCCGAAAUCGUGUAUUCCGUUUUUAUAAUGAUGACAAGUAUUAUCAUAUGCCUAGAGGUUGCUGUCAGGGUAGUUCGCUCGGGGGACUUAUAUAUAGUUUAUUCUCUAAUGACUUAUCGAAGAGUAUCGUGUGUAAUGUUAAGUUAUGCGGAUGAUGUAAUUUUAUAUGCAAGUGGCAAUAAUUCGGAUGUUGUAAUGGAUGAAGUGUUUGCUCAAUUCAAAAAUGUAUGUGACUGGUGUUUAAAAAAUGGUAUUACAGUUAACUAUAGUAAGACAAAAUAUAUGGUAUUUUUUAAGGAGCAUGAUACAACUGAAAAAUCUGAGAGAAUGUUUUGUCAGGUAAAUGGUGAGAAUAUUGAGCGUGUGUUUGAAUUUAAAUAUUUAGGUAUCUGGAUUGAUCCACACCUUAAUUUUAAGAAACACUAUGAUGUUGUAUGUAAGAAGGUUAUAGCGAAAUUGAAAUAUCUGAGAGGUGUUAAGCGGUAUUUGAAUGUUCAUGUUUUAAAGAUUAUGAUAAAUGCAUAUGUACACUCAGUUAUAAAUUAUGGUAUUGAGAUAUGGGCUGUACAAACUGAUACUCUCCUCAUCGAACUCCAAAACAGAAUAGACAGAUUUAUUUAUGAAUUUUUUGUGCAUAAGUACGCUAAGAGGAAGUACAGACAUAAGACUGACACACAAUUUAUAGAUAAAUUACGGAAAGAUUGUAACUUUAUGACAAUAUUGGUGAGAAGACAUUAUGUCCUACUAAAAUGUGCAUAUAAAGAUAUGAUUGCAGGUAGUUGUAACUUCUCAUUAAGAAAUAAUGUACGUACUUUUCCACUAAUGAAUGUGGAUACUUUCUCCUCUCAAAUAUAUAAAAAAUCUGUCAAAUUUCGUACUACGAAGUUAUGGAACGCGUUACCAAGAGAUUUAGACGUAAGAAAUAUGUCAUAUGGGAAAUUUAAAGAAUUUUUAUGUGAAGAUAUGAUGAAAUAAUUGUUUAAAAAUAACGAAAUGAAGAUAUAUUAGUUAGUAGAUAUAGUUAGUUAGUAACAUAUUUGUAUAUUGUAUGUGUCACUCGUGGAAGAGCAUGGUUUGUUACUGUGAACUUGGUAGACACUUGAAUAAAGCAUAAUCAAUCAAUCAAUCAAUCAAUCGAGUUGAGAGGACCCAGCUGCUGAUAUCAAUUGACUAAAAACUUCAGCGUCACACAAUAGCAAAUGUUAGUUGAGCAGGAUUACUGAAGCGAUGAAAUAUUAAUUGUUAAAUAACCAACCCAUGACUCUUGGCUUAUUUUUUGUAUUGGGAAAUAAUGAUGGGAAAUAUUGUAGUUCUUAAUUUAGUUUGAUAAUUUAAACCGUGUCUUUUAGUAUCAGUUUUUUUGACUAGCUUGUUUUUGACCGAGUUUGUUUUUGCUGUGUUUGUUGCAAUUUUUAUGAGUACAAUGAUUUUUUAAAGCUACAGCUUAUUUUAUUAAUGAUUAAUCAACUUAAAUCAUCAAUUGUUAUCAAAUUCUCAACCAAUAAAUGACAGUAAUACUUUGAAA
Molecule: messenger RNA, 5014 nt
Organism: Folsomia candida
Lineage: Eukaryota; Metazoa; Arthropoda; Collembola; Entomobryomorpha; Isotomidae
Product: LINE-1 reverse transcriptase homolog
Exons: 4
Coding region: 157-633 (158 amino acids)
Molecular function (GO): catalytic activity
Source: RefSeq, a predicted model, not a curated record